AUGGCCUCCCAUCAACCCGGCCCAUGCUGUGCCCAAGGCUUCAAGCAUGAGGGCAAGCCUACAGGACAGAUCCAGGACAUCGAUGGCACUCAGGUGUAUUUCGCCCUUCCCAAGGGCGAUGUGAAGCCCGACCAGGCCAUCCUCUACAUCACCGAUAUCAUGGGCAUAUACAACAACAGCCAGCUCCUGGCCGACGCCUUUGCCGCUAACGGCUACCUGACCAUCAUCCCGGAUCUCUUCGCCGGCAAGCCGUGGAAGCUCAAUGCCGGCUUUGAAGGCCUGAUGGAUUGGAUCAAGGGCUAUUCCACGGACGUGGUUGACCCUAUCAUCGCGUCCGCCAUCAAAUAUCUUCGUGAGAAGAAGGGUAUCAAGAAGAUCGCCGCCGUUGGCUACUGUUUUGGUGGCAAGUACGUUUGCCGCUUCCUAAAGGAAGGCCAGAUCGACGUCGGCUACACUGCGCAUCCAUCCUUCGUCGAUCCCGAGGAACUUGCCGGCAUCGAAAACGACACCAUUUUCCCAUCGGAGAAACGACACGAGUCCGAGGAAAUUCUUCAGAAGACCGGGCUGCCCUACCAGAUCAACCUCUUCAGCGGCGUGGAGCAUGGUUUUGCGGUUCGCGGCGACCUGGACAGCAGGCCGGUCACAUUCGCCAGAGAGCAGGCUUUCACCCAGGCUGCCACAUGGAUCAAAUGGCACCUCUAG
Messenger RNA from Ophidiomyces ophidiicola, 702 nucleotides. RefSeq lists its product as uncharacterized. The coding region runs from base 1 to 702 and encodes 233 amino acids. NCBI's taxonomy places the organism in Eukaryota, Fungi, Ascomycota, Eurotiomycetes, Onygenales, Onygenaceae. The record is from RefSeq and is a predicted model, not a curated record. Gene Ontology annotation, molecular function: hydrolase activity. The transcript has 4 exons.